CUCCCAACCUCCGGCCCCAUCAGCAACUUCUCAGACGUUUCUGGGACGCAGCAGGCACGCACACAGAAGAGAUGGAGACGACUGCGCUUUUCUCCGGAGACGCGGAUUUAAAUCUAUUUUAAGAAUGACUCUUUUUUGAAAAACAUAUAUAUAUUUAUAAGAAAUAUAGUUUGGCAUAAAUUGACGAUGGAGCAGGAGGAGAGUAAGAUAUCAGUGUGGGUCUGCCGGGAGGAAAAGCUCGUCCUCGGCUUGUCAAAGCGGACAACCUGCGCUGAUGUUGUCAAAGUUCUUCUGGAGGACCGAAACACGCAGCCCGGCCUCUCUGGGUGCUCACAGCCUUACUGCAUCGUGGAAAAAUGGAGAGGUUUCGAGAGGAUUUUGCCGAACAAAACCAAGAUUUUACGCCUUUGGCUGGCGUGGGGAGAGGAGCAGAGGAACGUGAAGUUUGUGUUGGUGAAAAGCGAAGCGUCUUUGGCGAACCACGGAGCCCGGAGCGCAGAGGCGCGUGUGGUGCUCAGCAAACAGAGUCCCCGUGUUUCCAAAGGGGCUGCGCGGUCUCCCAUGGGUGGCAUCUCAUCUGAAAAGCAGCGUCGGAUUGUCAGGAAAGCUUUCAGAAAGUUGGAGAAGAUCAAUAAAAAGAGGGCGCAGGCGGCGCACAGAGACGCGUCCUCUGCGGAAAAGAUGGAAACUCUGGUGCAUCUUGUGAUUUCUCAGGAUCAUACAAUCCGCCAGCAGAUUCAGAGGAUUACAGAACUGGACACUGAGAUUGAAAGGUGCGAGGCAAAGGUGCAUUUUGACAGAAUUAAAAGACACGGGAUUAAUUAUGUGCAAGACACGUAUUUAUUGGAUGAUGCUGCGACUUCCAGCCAAGAUGGAGACAAACUGUGUUCAGCUGAGACUCUGGCCAAGUUUGAAGAGUAUGUCCGGCAGUGUGAGGAGGUGGUGAGACUACAAGAGGAGCUGUGGGAUCAGGAAGCUCUGAUGGACAUCAUCACGGUGCAGAUUCAGGAGGAGCUGAAUCACCGCUGGAUGCACCGGAGGCAAGAAGAGCUGCAGAGCAAAGACACAGAGCCCGGCGAGGGCGCACCGUAUGUCCCCAGCACCGACGCAGACGCAACAUCAGAAAACCAACUGCUUUUGGAAAGAGAGAGAAUCAAAACGCAGCUAGAUGCGAGUUUAUACAUCGGCCUGCGCCUCAACACGGAUUUAGAAGCUAUUAGGAGCGAUUUAGAGCUCACCCAGGAGAUUUGCGAGGCGAGGGAGAAGGAGAUGAGGGAUUUGCUGGAGAAAGUGAACACUUUGGGUAUAGAGGAAGGGACAGUAAGUGAGGGGAGAUGUAGUCACGGGACAGAUGAUAAAACGGGGAUGAUGCGCACUUUGGAGAGGAAAAGCGAGUGGGUGGAGCAGGCCAGGGGUCUGUCCAAAUCUCACAGUGUGAACGACGACGACUCAGACACUGGUUUAAGUUCUCUGCACAGUCAGGACUCAGACAGCCAACCGGUGUGGGAGUCUCUGGUUUAGGAUUUUACCGGCGGGGCACGCUUAGAGACUUAUUUUUCUAACAAAAAAUGAACUUUUACAGUCUCAGGGAUCACAUUCACUCAGAAGAAAACGAACAUUUAGGACAAUAUUCCCAAAGAGAGGAUUAGUGAUUGAUAUGAGUGUAAACUUUGUUUUUUAGCAUCUUUUAUUGCAUCACUAUAAUAUAGUCAUGAUAUUCUUAUAUUUUUAUAACAUCCUUUAACUCCCUGAACAACUACUACAGUUUUUUUGUUUUG
Thunnus maccoyii (southern bluefin tuna) is the source of this 1778-nucleotide messenger RNA. RefSeq names its product Ras association domain family member 10b (gene rassf10b). The transcript has a single exon. The record is from RefSeq and is a predicted model, not a curated record. Gene Ontology annotation, biological process: signal transduction. The coding region runs from base 187 to 1521 and encodes 444 amino acids. Lineage: Eukaryota; Metazoa; Chordata; Actinopteri; Scombriformes; Scombridae.